AUGGCAAGUGGGAGAAUCGUAGUUUACGGUGGUCGUGGCGCUUUGGGCUCUGCAUGUAUAAACCACUUCAAAAAUGCAAACUUCUGGGUUGCAAACGUUGAUCUUAACCCAAAUGACAAGGCAGACGUAAAUAUAACUGUGCCCAAGGACGGUUCCUGGUUACAGCAAGAGGAACACGUAGUCAACGAAUUGGGCGCUGCACUACAAGGUCAGAAAGUGAAUGCUGUGAUUUGUGUCGCCGGUGGCUGGGCCGGCGGCAAUGCUGCUAAGGACUUGAGUAAACAAGCGGAUUUAAUGUGGAGACAAUCUGUAUGGAGUUCGACCAUAGCCGCAACUCUGGCUUCGAAAUACCUGUCUCCUGGUGGCUUGUUAGCUUUAACUGGUGCUAAAGCAGCUCUGGAAGCUACUCCUGGUAUGAUUGGUUAUGGCCUUGCUAAAGCCGCUGUGCAUCAACUCACUAAAUCCCUAGGUGCUAAGGAUUCCGGUUUACCAGAGAACUCUUUAGCUGUUGCCAUUCUGCCAAUAACAUUAGAUACAGAAAUGAAUAGAAAAUGGAUGCCUAAAGCCGAUUUCAGUACAUGGACACCAUUAAGCUUUGUUGCCGAGUUGUUUGAUAAAUGGUUAAAGGGAGAAAACCGGCCUGAGAGUGGAAGUCUUGUAGCAUUAGUUACUAAGAAUAAUAUUACUGAAGCUGUUGUCCAAUAA
Pieris macdunnoughi is the source of this 705-nucleotide messenger RNA. Lineage: Eukaryota; Metazoa; Arthropoda; Insecta; Lepidoptera; Pieridae. The record is from the annotation of a GenBank genome assembly.